Messenger RNA from Magnolia sinica, 1361 nucleotides. RefSeq lists its product as uncharacterized. The coding region runs from base 548 to 1051 and encodes 167 amino acids. The transcript has 3 exons. The record is from RefSeq and is a predicted model, not a curated record. NCBI's taxonomy places the organism in Eukaryota, Viridiplantae, Streptophyta, Magnoliopsida, Magnoliales, Magnoliaceae.
AGGUACUGAGAAGAUAAUAUUAACCAUCUGAUUUUCCAUUCAAAUUUGAAUAACUCCUUAUUUUACUUUUAACCAUUCAUUCUAUAGUCAUUAAUUGAAUGGUUAGGAUUGCUUGAUCACUGUGAUUAUAGAUAUGCUCAAUCCACAACCAAAUGUGUAACUUUACAGCCACAUGACCAGACGUACUUAUUACGUUGAAGGGGAAACAACUAACAUCACGUAGACAACGCUGCGGCCAUGUUUCCUUCACGGAAUCUCACGCUUCGGUAGGCAACAAGAAAAGCACCAGCCAGCCAUGCAGACACGACUAACAUGCUGUUCCCUCCAACUGCCAAUGACAUCUUGUCAUUUGUCAUCCUGGCCAUCUUCUAAGGAACGGUGAGAUGAAAGGUGAUGGCAUGUAGUAGGAAUUUGGUUGUAGGGGCUAGUGCUAGAAAGAGAGGGGUGCCAACUUCACCUAGUCUUCCUCAUCCUUUUUCUUCACUCUCAUUCUCAUCUAUCUUCUUCCUCUUUAGAGGGAGAGAGAGCUUCCUUGAAGGAGAGCAAUAUGGGGAACUGCCAGGCAACAGAUUCAGCUAUGGUGGUGAUGCAUCACCCGGGUGGAAGAGCAGAGAGGAUGUAUUGGCCGAUAAGCGUGAGCAAGGUGAUGAGAAGUAACCCAGGUCACUACGUCGCACUCGUCACCUUUUGUCAACUAGAGGCGGGGAGAAACGAGAACAACAGCGUGCAUGUGAAGAUCCUUCGGCCAACGGAUACACUUCUUAUAGGCCAAGUUUAUCGGCUUGUGACAUCUCAAGAGGUUAUGAACGAUUUGUGGGAAAAGAAGUACUGGAGGAUGAAGAAGAAGGAAUCAGAUUCAGAGAAGCAGCAGCAAAGGAUAAGUAGGAGCUUAGAAUGUUUGAAGGAAGAAAGCAAAAGGAGCUCUGAAUGGGAGAAGAGUAUUAAGGAGGCAAAACAAGAGCGGCAUCAACCAAAGACAACACAGUGCAUCAUGAGGUCGAAAAGACAAUGGCGUCCAUCAUUACAGAGUAUCUCUGAAGUCGGAAGCUGAUGUCAUAAUCUUUGAAUGGACGACAGACAGAUGAAUUGAAAGAUAGAUAGUCUCACCUUGAUGUUGAACCAGUCUAAAUGGUUCAAACACGGAAAAUAGAAGGACAAUGCAAUGGAUGAGGCCUAGCAUUGUCAGGUAUCCCAUAAAUAAUUUCGAGCAGUUGUAAACCAGAAGAACUUCACUUGAAUGCAAUCCUUGUGUAAUGCCCAAAAUAAAUAAAAGGAACAGAUCAGAUGCAGUUGUAAUCACCUACUAUGUUGAAAGGAAAUAAGCAUUGGUACCAUGAUACAUAAUCAGUGAAUGAUAGGGU